This is a messenger RNA of Gongylonema pulchrum, 929 nucleotides long. NCBI's taxonomy places the organism in Eukaryota, Metazoa, Nematoda, Chromadorea, Rhabditida, Gongylonematidae. The record is from the annotation of a GenBank genome assembly.
CCUAGCUAUAAGUACUGCAUUUAUGGGAUCAAGUACUAUCGAAAUUCGUCCGGUUUUGUUGACACACUCUAUUUCAAUGACGACAAGUAUCCAUGGAGUACAACUGAUGUCACUCAUUUGGAAUUCGAAAAAGCAGCCAGACCUCUUUGCACAGAUCUUGCUAGCUAUGCCAACGACACUCUUCCAUUUAAUGCUCUGUAUUACUCCGCUUGGGUGCUGUGGCGAAUUAUCCUCAAACUUCACUUUCUGAUACGACGAAAAUACAGCCUGAUGAAGAACUACAUUCUGGAACAGGUUCCCGGCGGUGUGGAAGGUAAAGAAUUGUAUGUCGAUGAAACUUACUACAUAACUAAUCGCAUGCCGGAAGCCGACGAUUACGUGGUAACAUGCAAUAAGGCAAAUUUGCGACGUGUACCAUUGACGUCAAACAAUAACGUAUGCUUCGUGACUGCCAACGAUACAGUCGAAGCUGUAACCGUAUACAAUCGUCAAUUCGAGCAACCAAGUAAUUUAACAGCCCAUGACAUUUUACAACUUGGGCCAUAUUCUGCUACGAAAAUGCUCUACAUGAAGGACCUACAGUGCCGGAUUGAGCACACUUUCGAUGAUUAUGGUUAUGAGUGUUGCUGCUAUGGCGAUAACAUUGACAAUUGUCAAGAACGAGUGUCAAAUAGCAUUCUGGUGGGCAAGAGUCAGCUGACUAUCUAUGGCGAAGUGAUGAUGUGCGUAACCGGCUAUCCUGACGCAAAUGCAUCAGUGCAAUAUCAUUUUAACGGCGCAAAUGGCAGAAUCACAAUUCGCGGAAAAAUGCAAAUUGUUCUAGACGUAUUACGCACCAAAAGUGUAAUUAUUUUGUAUUUAUUUUUCGAUAAUUUUGUAUUGUUUUUUGUCAAAAAGGAAUGCGGAGAAAGACUCAAGACCAAAUAGUA